AUGGASGACGGCUGUCACAUGAGAAGCUCGUCUGGCGUUUGUUGCCUUGAAAAAUGUCUCUGAUGUAGAGAAGUUAUCGUCUUUAUUACUGUAUUAUGGCGUAUACUACAAGUAGUUACACGUCUUAUUAUGGACUUUUAUAUUUGUUGGGUCUAUCAGCGAUUGUUGGGACAGGGUUAUUUUACAAUAUAUCAGGUCUAGGAAGUCGCUUUGAUAUAGGAUGGUUUUUAGAGAAUUCUUCUCCUUUCAUGUGGGGAUGCAUAGGAAUAGGUCUUGCCAUCGCAUUAUCAGUGGUUGGGGCAGCAUGGGGAAUCCUUCUAACAGGAGCAAGCAUUUGUGGUGGAGGGGUUAAAGCACCAAGAAUCAAAGCAAAGAAUCUCAUAAGUAUCAUCUUCUGUGAAGCAGUCGCCAUUUAUGGUAUCAUCAUGUCCAUCGUCCUUAGCAACAACCUAGCGCCUGUUGAUGCCAGUGGUCUUAGCUAUAAGAAACGCAUUGUYCUCUAUACAGCUGGAUACAAACUUUUUGGUGCUGGACUAACUGUUGGAUUUUCCAACUUGUGUUGUGGAAUUUGUGUUGGAAUAGUUGGAAGUGGUGCAGCAUUGGCUGAUGCACAAAAUGGAGCCUUGUUUGUUAAGAUAUUGAUUGUAGAGAUCUUUGGCAGUGCCAUUGGAUUAUUUGGUGUUAUUAUUUCUAUCAUUCAGGCAAGCGAUGCAAACAUGGAGCUAGCAUUGUAAAGAUAUCAAGAAAGACUACAUCAUAUCAAUUAUUAUCUUAUUAUUGUUCAAAAUUAAUGAUAUUAAGAAUUCCCAGGAAAACACUGAAAACAAUGGAAUGACGUUCUUUCACACUCCAUGCUUCUAUCUUCAUUGUUUUUUUUCUUGUGCUUCCUUUCAUUUUAUUUUGUUUGUUGUAAAUUGUUUUCUAUUUUUAUUAUGUGUAUCUGUAAGUAUAAUUCCAGUGAGACACAAAAAACUGUUUGACUUCAAUAACCGUAGAUUCAGCAAUACUAUUAGGGAAAUCAUUAUAAUGGUGUAAAUUACAAAUAAAUAUUCUAAGUGGGAAGUGAAAAACUGAUCAUUUUAA
Messenger RNA from Exaiptasia diaphana, 1083 nucleotides. RefSeq names its product V-type proton ATPase 21 kDa proteolipid subunit. The record is from RefSeq and is a predicted model, not a curated record. The transcript is spliced from 10 exons. Gene Ontology annotation, molecular function: proton-transporting ATPase activity, rotational mechanism. Gene Ontology annotation, biological process: proton transmembrane transport. NCBI's taxonomy places the organism in Eukaryota, Metazoa, Cnidaria, Anthozoa, Actiniaria, Aiptasiidae. Gene Ontology annotation, cellular component: proton-transporting V-type ATPase, V0 domain. Bases 96 to 734 code for a protein of 212 amino acids.